Hippocampus comes (tiger tail seahorse) is the source of this 5748-nucleotide messenger RNA. It is a transcript of the gene rnf26, whose product is annotated as ring finger protein 26. Gene Ontology annotation, biological process: ubiquitin-dependent protein catabolic process; protein ubiquitination. The record is from RefSeq and is a predicted model, not a curated record. NCBI's taxonomy places the organism in Eukaryota, Metazoa, Chordata, Actinopteri, Syngnathiformes, Syngnathidae. The transcript is spliced from 6 exons. Bases 2677 to 3960 code for a protein of 427 amino acids. Gene Ontology annotation, molecular function: ubiquitin protein ligase activity.
AAGUCCGGCGAGCAGACAGGCAGAGUGCCGAGCGUCCAUGCUUGUUGAUCGGUGCUGUGGAGUUCCGUCUGAUGUGCAUGUGAAAGAUACCGAUCUUAAUAUGGACACGGGACUGAAUUGGGCAGGCCUGCAGUACAAACUAUGUUAAAACACCUGCCAGAGGACAUCAUAUCAUUUAUAGUACAGUCCAAGCAGGCGGCUGAAGGAAGGAAGGAGAGGAAAAGAAGUCAUUCUUUCCGAAGCCAUUGAGGGAGUCGUUUCUGGGAGUUGUCCACCCAUCAUGAGAGACGCCUAUUGUCCCCGCUCCUUCUGCUGCCCGACUAUGUCGGGAGGCUUCCAGUUAUUGCUGUGUGGUGAGGGGACUCGGAGUGGGAGAGGAAUGAGAAUUUUUGCAAUACGCUGUCAUGACAACGAUGAAAGUGACAAAGAGACACUUUGAUCAACGCACAGGACAAGACGUGAACUUUGCUUCGCCAUGGUGAUUUCAUGGAGUGGGCAGCGUUAGUCUUCAUAAUUGCCCCACUCACAUCUUAAUAUGGGAAAAGCUGCUUUAAUGCAAUCUACAUGGGGGCUUUCCUCUUGUUUUGAAUGCUUUCAUCUGUUUUGAUGACUUCUGAAAAGUGUGGCUUUGAGACCUGACUUCCAUCCCAUUUGAAGUGUAUUGUCAAACUAAACAUCAAACGUGUAUUUAUUAGUUGAUCAAGAGUUGUGUCUGAUAAAGUGUAUUCAGAUUGUUAUUGUUCAUCUCAUGUAGUUUAUUUUUCUAAAAAAACAGCCAGUGGUGAUCACGUCACUCCAUCAGUUAUUAUUCCGUCAUUAUUUCAGGCUGGCCCAGUCCGUCGGUCGUCGUCGUCAGUGACAGCCAAUCGGUAUCAGGACCGUACUUACUAUGUCACCCGCAUAUGCAGCACAAGCAGACUUGAGUUUAAAAAAAAAAAGUGUUACAUGCCUUUCGGUCCCACAGACCACAGGAACAUUGUGCCGGCCUGAAAUAAUGACGGAAUAAGGACUAAUGGAGUGACGUGCCCACCGUGGUAAAUCGGCGACAGAAUCAAAUCUCACGGCUUGGGUGGACGGAUGCAAAAUAGAACAGAAACCAAGUAGGAAGUCGCGGCUCCUAUUAGCAACAUCCUGCAGAUGUAUGCAUGCCGUGCUCAAGGUCCCGAGAAAGGCCGAUCAAAGAGGAAUUCCUCCUGGAUGAGUGCCACGGUGUUAGUCAUGUUAUUCAUAUCUUUCUGAGUCACACCAGAAAAACCAUGAGCAAAUCCCCCCCCAACCCCCUCCCUUCAUGCAUUUCAUUGUCUGAGGUCUGGGGACGGGUCUGCUUGCCUGUCCAUAUUUAAGUCACAAAAAUGUAUCUGGUUAAAACCUCUAAUGGUUUGUAUAUAUCCCACCGGGUCAGUGGGGGGCUUUCCACACUGCAACGAAUGGCGCUAGCCACCAGUUAGUCAUACUCGCUCAAUAGCUGGCAAUUGCGCCAGAGAACCACUGAUGCAAACGAAGUUCUUAUGUCGUGGGAGAGGGGGGGACUCAUGCCCACACCCAAAAACAAUCAGAAAAAGAUGAAAUGAAUACAAUAAAUAACGACAUAAUAAAUAAAUAAAUGCUUGCAUACUUUUUCAGCAAUUCAUCUUCAAACAUGCACAAUAUAUUUAGAAAGAAAAUCUCUAACUUCACUUGACAAGGUCUUAUUUGGAGUUUAUCCUGAGUAAAACAGGCACAAUUCAAGCAAGGACAGGUUGUUUUUCCCAACCAAAAUUUGUGGUGCGAGCAAGCCCCGGUUUCGCCGCCGCUUGAGUGAAAUAAUAAAAGUGGAGCAAAAACUGUAGUGGUCUCAGCUGUUGGCAAGGAGAGCGAUCUGUAUUUUGCAGAGAUCUCUGCGAAUGACAAAACAAAAUGUUUAUACCUGCUUGAUUAUACCCUCCAUCCAUUUUCUGGACUACUUAUUGUCAUUCCUGGGUCAGCAUGGCUCGGUGGUGGAGUGGUCAUUUCUCAACCCAGAGGUUGGUGAUUUGAUCCCUGGCCAUUGCGACCAUGUGGAAGUGUCCUUGAGCAAGAUACUGAACCCGCAUUUGCUCCUGAUGCUGCGUCACUGAAAUGCACCUAAAUGCAAUCAUCUUCCACCAAAGACCACAGUGCCAGUGAAAGUUUGGAACUGGAUAGCUCAUGAUCAUAUCAGAUCAUAAUCAUCACCAUCAUCACCGCCACCACCACCUCUGAAAAGAAGACAACAGUCCAACAUGAAGAUUAAGGAGAGGAAGGAAAUACCAACGAUACUGUUAAGAUUAACAGCGGCCGUCACGGACGACAGAGCGGAUAUUGCGCAUGCGCACACCAACACCCCGGAAGUAACCAGAGCACAUGACCAGGACAAAUAUGGCGUCCACCUCGUCGAUGGAAAACGCGUUUAAGUCAACAGUGAGUGUUUUCUCUGCUAUUCUCUUAAUUCUUCAGGUCAUUUCAACUCCCGCAUGAGGUAACUACAUGAACUAGACGAGUUUCGGGUCACAAAUACGAACGGAGAAAAUAGAGGGAAUUCGUAAAUGCGGCGGAAGUCUUCGGUUCGUCUUUGAAAGAUGCAGCAACAAAGGAGCAAGCAAUGGUCGGAAUGAGAUAUAACUGAGCAUGCAAACAAACAUGGACUUUGACGAAGGGACACAGUGAGUGCACAGUGCCAUGGGACCAGUAAACAUUAUUAUUUCCACUGUCGGAAAAUGCGUCGAUGUAGUCAGUUUAAUGCUGGACGUCAAUUACCUCCUCGUCCACACCACCGUCCGCACAAUACUGGCUGUGUCCCAUUUUAUUAUCAACCUGCCUGCACUCAUGGUCUACUGCAUCCUGGAGCUGUGCAACUUGGUGGCGCUCUUCUUGCUCUCCACUGCAGUGGCAAUGUCCCACAUCGCCCAAGGCGCGGCUGCCGGCCUCAUGCUUUCUCUGGAGGGGGUUCUGGAGAGCUUGAAGAUGGUUGGCUACCUGUUAACGCACAUGCUGCUCCGCGGCAAGGAGCAGCUCUGCCGGGGGCUGCUGUUGCUGCUGGAGGCCUGCGGCAUAGCCCUUAGCCUACUGGUCUACCUGGUCAACAUGACGGUCAACUACGCCCUCAUUGCCGCCCUCAACCUGCACUCGGCCCUGCUCAGUGUGUGGCAGACGGUGUCCAGCCCUCUGCAGAUGGCGCUGGAGCUCACACUGACCUCCAUCACCUUCCUCUAUAGCAGCCUGAUUGGCACAUCGGCCUUCCUGUGGUCCCCCUGCAAGCUGGCGUUGGACUUCCUGGCUUCGCUGGUGCACAUCUUUGUCAGCAUCUUCAUACUCAACACAUACGGCCUGGUGCUCACCGUCGGCAUAGCGCUGACGACCACCGCCUACCUGAACCCAGAAGUCACCAGGCAGGCGUCGCGGAGACUCAUGGCUUUUGUGAACUCCUUCCCGGCACUCCAGACCCUUUCCACGGCGCUUCAUUCAACCUUGUGUUUAAUACACGGCGUUAUGCGACACCUGCACCGGGUGUCGCUUCACCUCUACCUGCUGGAGAGAAGAAUGUGGCAGCAGCUGUCUCGUCACAGCAGCCAGUUGAGCUUGGCGCUGAGGAUGCAGCUCCACGGGCAGAACCGAGCGGGCAGUGACCCCGAUGGCGAGGUGAUCAGGCGGGACCCGCCCGACGGCAGGGCGGAGGACCACCAACGGGAGCAGUCGGCGUCGUCGAGCACUGUAAGACCUCUGAAGGCCGAGAAACUGUGGAGGCCGCCGGCGGAGAACCUGCUGACGCUGCUGAACGAGCAGGAGCACCGCAAGAUGUGCGUCAUCUGUCACGAUUGCGCCAAGACAGUGGUGCUGCUGCCAUGCAGGCACCUGUGCUUGUGUCGAGGUUGCACCGACAUCCUGCUGCACCAGCCUUUCUACCAACACAACUGCCCGCUGUGCCGCCGCAUUAUCUUCGACACCAUCGAGGUUUACCUCUGAGGCGGCACAAAAACUCUACUCCCACAUUUUUACAAACCCUGGAAAGUUUUUUUUUUUUUUUCCUUCAACCAGUAUAAACUCCAGCUUCACUGUGACCCUGAAAUAGCCAUUUAAAGUAAUUGCCUUCUUGAAUAUUUUUUUUCCACAUUUAAUCCCAGGAAAGGGGAAAUUAUAUCAUUAUGCAAUAUGCAAAUGUAACCUGAAACAGAAACAAAUUUCACGAUCAUAGUGUUGUACAGUAGCACUGUGGUUGUGUGGUUUGCACAGUUUUGAGGGUUAGGGUUUAAAUCUCAUGGCCUUCCUCGAUGGAGUUUACAGCAUCUUUUCUGCCAUGCUUGUGAUCUCAGAGGACUCGCGUUUCCUCCUCAGACAAGUUAGAUUGAAGACAUUGAAUUAUCCAGUGGGGUUACUGUGUUUAUGGAUGUUGUUUAAUCAAUAUUAUGGAAAAUGGUUGGAUUGUGUCCAUCUAUUUUUUUGUUUUCAUUCAGAAGAGUCAUGUCAAAUUACUCUGGUCAACAGCAAAUCUUAAUAUGGGAUGUCUUUAUGUGUCCCUAAAUGUAUUUUUGACGCUGAUUUCAAAAAAUAUGUCGGGGUUUUUUUUGGGGGGGGGUUGUUUUUUUUGUGGCACAAUAUUUUAUGUGAUAUUAUAAUUUUGAGCGAUGACGUUUCAGGAAAAAAAUCCACCUCUUGCUUAAUUGAACUAUGAAUUCAUAAGUAUUACAAAAUAUUGCUACAUUGCAGAUUAUUAUUAUGUAAUUAUGUGCUCGAGAAUAAAACAAGGGAAGAUUUGUAAUCGGCGAAAAAAAAGAAUUGUUGACCAAUGUUCUCACCAAUGAGGAUGGAAGAAUCUCAUUAACUUCAUGGGUGUUUUGUUGAAAUCGACACUUUUUUUCUUGUUGUGAAUGACCUAGCUCUCUGCUGUGAUGACUGAAAAAAAUGUUUGCAUGCAAGUGAAUUAUGACUGUUAAGUUCAUUUGGUGGGCAGGAUCAUGAAUGAGAACCUUGUUUGUGCAAAAUGUGGUGAUGGACAUAUUGAUCUGGGCGAUUUCAUGAAAAGGAAGAACUUUUUAGGAAAGAAAUGCCACCGAAAAUCAACAUUUGCCAAAAUGACUCGGGGUAAUGAAUAUGUACGUACAUGUAUGUGGAAAGAUGACAAAAGUGCCACUUUCGUGUCAAGUAUCAACAUGUUAGCAACAUUGCUGAGCCUGAACUUUUUUUUUUUACAAUAGUAGGUUAAUUUCCACACAAUUUUUAAUUUCAAGAAUGUUAAUUUAAUAUCUACCACUUUGCCAUGGAUCGGCUUGAUUCAUAUUUUUGCAGCUUAUUUCCCCUCACAUAUUUGCCUUUAUCCACCCUCAACAAAAUCCAUAAAAUACAUUCUUUUGUAUAGCAAUGGAAAUUACCAUUCAUAAUUCCAACUGUUUUUGAAGUGUUUUGUGUUGAAUGAGUUUACAAUGUUCAGAGAAUCCUUGUGGUAUUUUGUUUGUAUGUGUGAUUCCCUGCAAAGUACUGUCUACCUUUUCAAUUGUUUUUCUAUUGUUUGAUAAUUCAAUUUUAUUUUUUGCUUGUUUUGUGAGUGACGCUCAAGAAUAUGUUAGCCACAUCCUCCUCAGGUAUUUGUCAAAAUGCCCACAUGCCACACCAGUAUGUCAUUCCUACAAUUGCAGCAAAGGUACACGUGUUGAGUGGGAAAGAAUUGAGACAAUGUGAUUUGCAGACUUGAAUGUAACUCAACUGAGAUGGACAAGCGAGGCUUUUCAUAAUAAAACAGCAGUAAAUGAUUUCUCA